AUGGCUAACAUCGUCAGCUGCCGGAAGAAGUCACGAAGUGGUUUAGUUGAAGAGGAUGAAGUAGGAAUUAGCAGAAAGGAAGAUAGGAUCAGCUUAUUACAUGAAUCCUUGCAAUGUCACAUACUUAGCUUUCUUACGACUCAAGAAAGUGUUCGUACAAGUGCUUUUUCCUCUGCAUGGAGACAUCUCUGGAAAUACUUUCCGAGAUUUAGAUUAUGCAGCUUUGAUAUCCCAAAUGACGAAGUUGGUGUGGAUGUCAUCGACAAGUACUUUAUGAAUUUCCAGAGUGAAUCAUGCUUGCAUGAAUUCGAUUUAUGCAUUUACUCAGAGCACACAAAAAAAGAUGCCUCUCUUUAUGAGUCGUGUCUCGGUAAAUUGAUCAAGCGCAAGAUUCAACGUUUCAAAGUCGAGUGGUUUAGGGACAUGGCGAUAUCCUUAUCAUCACUUCCUGUGUGUGAGACGUUGGUAUCUUUAAAGCUCCUUGGCGUAAAGCUAAAUGAUUUUGGGUCUCUCUCCUUUCCCUGUCUCAAGAUUAUGAACUUGCGUUAUGUUACGUUUCCAGAGCCGCUAGUCCUUGAUACUCCGAGGCUUGAGGAACUGAUACUUAGAAGUUGCGAAUUCGAAUUCAAAAGCUUCAAGAUAAUCAGUAUGAGUAGCUCUGUCAAGCUCGAUCUUGAUGUCGACUUUGCGCUGAAGCAUUAUGACUUAUCGGAAAGAAACAUCAUUUAUAAUUUUUUCAACAAAUUUUCACACGCUAAAAAUAUGACUCUCUCAAUGGAGACUCUUGAGGUAAAUAUCUAUUAUUUACAUCACAUGAACCCACUACCCAAAUUUCAUGAUUUGACCCGUCUGUGUGCUUCUAUGUCCUUAAACACCUCAGCUGAAAUAUUGCCAUUCGUUCUUGAGAGCUGCCCGAAUUUGAAACACUUGAACUUGGAAUUAGUUAAAAGUUAUACAGAGGAAGACGCAGAGGUAGACACUAGUUUUCCGAGUAAGCUGCCUUCUUGUUUGGUGUCGUCACUUGAAUGUGUUGAAAUAAUAAGCGAUAUCACGGAGGAAGCAAGAGAACGGAAAGUGGUUAGAUACUUUCUUGAUAACGCCACAAAACUCAAGAAGCUUGUUCUUCGUUUGUAUGUGUAUGGAGAGAAGCCACACAAUUUUGGUCUCUUGAAACAACAAUUUGACUCUCCCAGACGCUCUGGUUUUUGUCACUUUGAAGUUCUUCCAAUGGUUUGA
This is a messenger RNA of Microthlaspi erraticum, 1236 nucleotides long. The record is from the annotation of a GenBank genome assembly. NCBI's taxonomy places the organism in Eukaryota, Viridiplantae, Streptophyta, Magnoliopsida, Brassicales, Brassicaceae.